UAAGCUGGCUUGUGAUCGGCGUGCUUAUGUAAUCUGGUCGUGUCAAACGGCUUUGUUUACCUUUUGGCCCGAUUGGGAAUGUGUGCUCGGGUUGAUCGUGUUUUCGUUUUUUUCUUGGUUUCACCACGCAUGCUACACUACACACACAUUUCUAACUUCUUUAUCGGUUUCCAGGGCCCCAGUUUGUGACAAGUCUCCUUUCUGUGUGCCGUGCUUUCCAGCAACAGCAAUAUAAGCCUUGUCUGCGAAAUCCCCAUCUGCCGUAAAACUUAUUCUGACGGAAAGAGAGAGAGAGAGAGAAAGAUAGAGGGAAGAUAUGUGCAGCACAGGAAUGCCGACAAAGGAAGAUGGCAGCAGCCCCACCACAACUCCGAUCACCAGGAUCAAAUCGAUAAUUCCCAACUCCAAGUCCAAAAACAACCUCUUCAUGACUUUCUUCGACAACACAGACCCGAUCGUCAGGUCGUCUUCGCAGUACAUCAUCACACAAACAAAGGAAGACCUGUACAAUGAAAACUACUGGUCGUUGAUGAUCCCUUCGGCAGCGUACUUUCAUGUGUACAACUCCGUCCUAGGUGACGUGUUUGCCAUGGUCUACAACAACAACAUCAGAAACGAGAAGAACCAUUCGUUGUCCACAUUCAUAAUAUCCAAGCACGGCUGCUCCGUACACCCGGAAAUAUACCUUUCUGCAGACUCGAAGUACUACCCGGCAGUGGAAAACUUGAAUCCCUCGUUGAAGUCUAGCAAAGUCCGCAAAGCGCUUGCAAUCUCUUUGUUGAAAACGUUUGCAGACUUGAACUCCGACAUCACAGACUCGCUCUACAGUCAGGCGGACUUACCAAACAAAACCUUUGACUGGGAUGAAACGCAAGCAGGCUUGUUGGCCUCGCAAAUGACUCUCCUAGACGCAUUACCCCCUUCUGAUAUUGGCUCCUACCUUUAUGAACUAGGGUACCUUACCCAGAGCCUAUCGACAGCUUCUUAUGUUGUCGACGUCAUAUACACAGAUCAACCGGGAAACGAGUUGCUUUCGGAACAAAAUAACGCCCUGGCAUUUUUGCUCGGUAAACAACUGGAGCAGCUUUUUGAUCCCUUGACAGAGUAUUCCCCAGAGCCAACCGAAAAAGUCUACAAGCCCCCAAUCGACAAUUUUUCAAGCUGCAUGGAAGAAGACAAUGACUUGAUAUGCUCCAUUUGCUCAGAACUGAUUACCGUCCAAACCAACUACACAGUGUCCUUAGUGCAGUUUCUGCAGAAUUUCAUAGUGCCCUUACGCAUAAAAGUUUUAGAAGGGAAGCUGCCAGGAUAUUCCACUGCUAAGUUAAACCAAAUAUUCCCUCCCACUAUAGAUGAAGUGACAAGAAUAAACUGUAUCUUUCUAGACAUGUUGAAGCUGGCUCGACCUUAUGGUUCCUAUGAGAUACUGAAAGCAUGUGGUACAACGAUACCCUACUUCUACAAGGCUCAAAUGCGACACGAAGCGGCAACGAAGAACUUUCAUUUGAACUAUCUCAAAUUCGUGGCGGAUGUUAAUACAAGUGACUGCUCAGAUUUGUUAUCUCUGGAUCAACCAACUGUUGAGACUGCAGUUUAUUCUUCGCUAAAUCUAGUGAAAAUUCAAUUAAUCAUUCAGCGUCUUGUGAAAAACCAAACAUGGCCUGAUCAGUUGAAAGAUAGCGUGAACAUAUAUUUAGACUCCUGUGAUGAUACCAUUUCUUCGUUUGCCAACGAUAAAUUACUACCUUACAACGGACGUAUAUUUACCCCCACAGGAAAAAUAUUAGCAGAAAUAGCAAAAGGAUGGCCAUCUGAACUCCAGUUUGGUUGGCUUACCAGGCGGGUCGUUGCUGUUUUUGAUGCAACAGACAUCCUUGCCAAUAACGUUAGAAACAAAUCGGUAAUCAUCGUCUUUAGCGACCACGCACUCUUUCUAACAAUUGAUGAUGAUGAAUACUAUGCCGACCUUUGGAGAGGUAAUGAAUCACAGGACACCAAUAAUGGAAAGAACAAAAUCGCUAACACGGAAUUGUCGGCAUCGAUGUCAAACUCAGAUUACGUAUCAAGCUCAAUACAUAAACCUUCUGUAUCCGAUAUACUGAUGCAUUCCCUCACAAAUGAGACACCAUUAAACAAACUACCUCACAUGAGUGUUAAAUACUGGGCUAGUAUCAAUGAUUUGCAUGCAUUGCACUUUGUUUCAAGCGCUCAGUCGGCUGACAAUACUCCCAAUUCCUAUGUCAGAUUCUUUAAUGAAAAAGAUUCCUCCUUCACGGGAAUUUAUCAGCUCGAUAAAGUUUCUGGAAAAUAUGUUACUGAAGUGCUGGCACGUUCUAAAAUAUUAAACAAGACUCAAUCAUUCCAUCUUUUUUGUGGCUCCAUUUCUAAUGAUGACUUGAAACCAACAGAAAAUUCUGACGAUAGUGAAAACCAAAAUGGUACAAUAACUAAAAGAGUCUAUUACACUGCACACGAAGCCUCAACCUAUGAGAAGGAAGACACCAAAUCACCAUUUAUCGUACUCUUCAACAAGGAGUACAAUGAUGAUAUACUUGAUGAAUACAAUGUCUACGCCUUCAUUACUUUAAACUUUGUUAAAGAUGACACCAUCAGAAUGGAAGGUAUUUCAAGAUGCAGAAUUGAUGGCCAUGAAAAAGAGAAACUUUCCUAUGAUGUCAACGUAGAUAUCCUAAGUGCUUCUCUAUCGUUAAUUCUAAGUGAACUCUUCUCUACUCACAUGAGUCUAUAUAACCCGAUGCUAAUAGAUUACUUACUAACAAACAAUGGUCAGGUCAACUCUCAAGCUUCCAAAGUUCUCAAUGUUCCACUGGAAGUAUUAGAUUCUGAUAAAACAAAAAUCAUUGAUUCAGUAAUGAAAAGUAAAAAGGAGCGGGAUAUUGUUAAUAGCGUUGCCAAUGACAAAAAAGAUAGAAGGAAAUCCUUAGAAUUAUUAUCAGAAGAUAUAAAGACCAAAAAGUUGACCAAAGCCCUGCAAAAAAAAGAAGUCAAGGAGAACAAGGAAGUUAGAUUUCAAGCAGCCCCAACAAUGAAGGAUCAGUCAAAGACUUCCAACAACCCACCUAGAAAUCUAGAAAAGUCAAGUAAAGGAGGAAAAGCUAAAAGUGGGUUUUUCAAGUUUUUCAGCAGACAAAAACCAUCGAACAAAACACCAGCAGCUAACAAACAGCUUAAGCGUAAUGCAACUGUGGUAUAUCAGAAAAAAGAAUCUACCCAAAAGAAUUAUGAUUAUUCUGAGCUGAAGCCAGCUAAGCCUAAAAUACAGAAAAAGAAAAGCUCUCAAUCGUUUACCCUUUUCUCGCUCAAAUCCAACAAUCUUAGUGUAGCUAAACGUGAGGCCAAAGUGCAACCUGUCAAAAAGGAAGUUUCUAAACCCAUAAUUCCCAAACCAAAUAAUUUUGAGUCUUCUAUAGCCAAUCCCAUCAGUCCUCAAAAGAUUGUUGAUAAUAAUGCGACAUCUGUCUUAGAAAAGGAAGAUAUCACUGAAAUGGGUCACCGUCUAACGAAUAGCCAAACUGAUAAUACUACAUUAUCUACAGGAAUAUAUGUCAAUUCUCACUUUGAGUUUCCAAUGGAAUCUGCGCCAGCUUCCCAAAAUGUUGAUAAUGAUAAGUCCAGUGCUCCUGUGACUCCUAAGAUUGCUAAAUUGAAAGAUGGACCUGGCCAUACCAAGGGAUACAAGGACUCUGUUGAUCUUAUGGGGAAGCUGAAUAUUCAAAUAGAGGAUCCUAAAGUCUACGAUGACGACUUGUUUGAGUUGAGCUCAAACAAUGUCUCUAAAACGUUGCAGAAAUCACAUGAGCAGUUUAAUAUUAUGAAACCUAAAUCUAUUCAUUCGGAGACUACACAAACCGAUGAUACUAAUGUGUUUACACCAAAAGCCUACGACUUUACACCUGUAACUCAGAUAUCGAGCAGGAACCCUGCAGAAGUGAAAGACUCUGAUUACGUUGACGAAAAGUUUUACAACAAUAAUAUGGCUAUCAAGACUGAUCAACAAAACAAGAACAAUAUCAUUGAUGCUAAUGUCAAAAGAAAUCCAUGGAGGGUGAUGACUUUGCCGGUGAAAUCUCCUGAAGUGGAUCCCGAUAUGAUUAGCUUGCAAAGAUCUAAGUCAUUCUAUACGAGGUUCAAAAACAUGCGUGAGAGACAGGAACAAAUGUUGAAAGAAAAUGGUAUGACGCUUGUGCGUGAUCUAAGCGACUUGCCGAUAAAAGAUAGGAAAGCUUUGUCGCAGGGAUUUAUCUUCAGUCCAAGCAUUUGCUCCAAUUUGGACAAAUCAAUACUGGAUAACGAGAACACAAAUUGGACAUCAAUGGAUAAUAUUAUGCAAAGUACUUCCACUGAAACAGAUUUACCUGCCAUAGCAAAAUUAGCUCCACAAAAACCACCCAACCUCACCACAAAACCUUUAAUUAGCUCCCCAUCAACGUCUAUAUCAGUUGUCGAAAGGAAAAUUGUGCAAACCAAGCCGAUAGUGAAGGAAAGUCCUGAAAAUAGCAGAAGUAUUUCCACCUCAUCGAGUGUUUAUUUAACCUCAGAAGACGAUGCUUUGAAAACAUAUGAUAACUUGCAAAGUGCUUUGAAUGCCAUUAACCCAUACUCCAUGGUAAUUGAUGACACAAAUCAACCAGACAUAUAUGAAGACGAAUUGAAAGAAGUUUCAAGUUAUCACGUCAUUGAUGACAAUGAUGAUGCUACUAUACUUCAUACUCCAGUGUAUCACUCAGAAAGUGUUUCCAAUGUUAAGCUGUAUCAAGAUGACAUAGAUUUUUUCUCUGAUUUAGAUUUGGAUAAGAUGGAUUUGAACAUAGAUAUGAAUUUUCCUGAUGUUUCAGAAUUGUUAAUUAAUUCAGUCAACAUAAAACAAAAGCCAAUGCAUAAAAGUAAAAGCUUUGUGACGAAUAUGGAAUCCAACGAAACAUUAAGUCCAGAUUUUACAAUAAGAGAUUUAACCAUAGGUAACCUCGAUGACACGAUCAUGCAUAGCCAAAUUGACACUUCUUUCGAUUCGGCUCAAACCAAUAACUUCAAUUCAAAUAUGCUGAUUAGUGAUAGAAGAGAUGGAACCUACAAUAAAAAAGAUGGUGCCCAAAAAAGUGGUUUUUCUAGGUCAGAUACUGCCUUUGCGUUAAAUGCUCUUUUGAAAAACAAGUCUUACGCUUAUCUGCAGGAUGUUUUUAACGGCGAUUAUGAGUCAUGCGAUGACAUCGGUUCCAAACCGGAAACAGGACUGAUGACACAAAUUUUUGAUGAGGAAUUUUCCGAAUUCGAAGACUCAACUUCUGAUUCAGUCCUGAGGUCCAAAAAGCAGACAAAGAGCAGCAGAUUGAAGAGAGAAAUGACAGAUUACGACAUUGUAUAUUACCAGAAACUUCUGAACAGUUCAGUGAACUACUUAUCGAGCUAUACCAACGACGAAGAGGUAUACUGAUAAAUUUAUAUUCUAUAAACAAUUUAAUUUCGAGUUAGUUUUUUUUUUUUAGUCACAGAUUUUUUUUUGAAGAAAUUUG
Pichia membranifaciens NRRL Y-2026 is the source of this 5531-nucleotide messenger RNA. RefSeq lists its product as hypothetical. NCBI's taxonomy places the organism in Eukaryota, Fungi, Ascomycota, Pichiomycetes, Pichiales, Pichiaceae. The record is from RefSeq and is a predicted model, not a curated record. The coding region runs from base 317 to 5452 and encodes 1711 amino acids. The transcript has a single exon.